Molecule: messenger RNA, 2695 nt
Organism: Anopheles coustani
Lineage: Eukaryota; Metazoa; Arthropoda; Insecta; Diptera; Culicidae
Exons: 2
Coding region: 1-2343 (780 amino acids)
Cellular component (GO): membrane
Source: RefSeq, a predicted model, not a curated record
AUGUUGCUUUUACCCUGGAAGAUCGUGUUAGGCAUUUUUUGGGUUUCAUCCUUUACCGCUUUUGCCAUAAGUAUACAAAGAACAUCCCAGCGAGUUAUUCCCCAAUCAUUCUCAACAUCAUACCGACGGCCAAUGGUGAGACAACUCGUACCGCAAUGUGGCAUGCCGUAUUUCCCGAAUGGGGAAGCGAAACUCAGGAACCGUGGACGGAUGCUACGAUUCGAUUGUGUCAACGGUUUCAGGCUUAUCGGAAAUAAGUACGCAAAUUGCAACAACGGACGAUGGGAUACAUCUAUACCGGUGUGUGCUAAAUCCGGAUGUGCGACUUUACCAAAAGUGGAAUCCGGAUAUGUGCUGUAUGAGUUAAACAAAGCCACCGCAUGGUUGUCGUGCUUCGACGCGACGGAAUUGGCCGGGUCAAGGAAUACGUACUGCAACGGAACACACUGGGACCGUCCGUUGGGUGUAUGCCGUAAGACGGGCCAGGGAACGGCUAGGGAUUGUGAUUUCGAAGCCGAAACGAUGUGCGGUUGGUCCAACGAUGUGCUGCACGAUUUCGACUGGAAGCGCAGCGAUGGAACGCUAAACCCACGUGCGCUUCGGACGGGCCCGAAAUACGAUCACACCAAGAUGCAACCCAAGGCCGGCCAUUUCAUGAUCGUCGAUUCGGCGGAACAAUUUACGAACGAAACGGCCCGGCUAAUCUCGCCCAUGUACGAACCGGAGUUAAGUAUUGGAGCGUGCUUUCAAUUUUACUAUCAUAUGUACGGUGAGACGGUUGGUUCACUUAAGGUGUACGUGAAACCGAUGACCGCUGAUCUGUACGACCUCAACCCAUCGCUCGUGAUCGAAGGCAAUCAGAAAAACGUGUGGCACGAGGGUAACAUCGAGAUUCCGCAGCAAUCGGAACGGUUUCAGAUUAUAUUCGAGGCGAGCCUUGGAAUGCGCUACAAGAGUGACAUUGCCAUCGACGAUGUAAGUCUGCUGCAGGGCGAUAAUUGCAAGGUGGCGGUCGAAGAUGGCUUGGAAAACCCGGACGAUGCCGCCCCGACCGAUCCGGAGUUGGUACCCGAUAAGAUAGCAUCAUGCGAAAACCGAUGUGGUAUGAGUAUGGCAGAUAUUUUAAAUGCUACCGAUAAGAUCGUACCUUGCAGUUGCCAAGAGGACUGCGUGGUAGAUGCAACUUGUUGUCCUGAUUUUGUUGAACGAUGUGUCUUCGUCGUACCAACGGUGAAUACUGCAUCCACAACGACGAGUGCUCCGCUGAGUGUUUCCACCAUUCCGACUACUGUAAAGGCCAUGCAAAUGUCCACUCCAGCUACCAGCACGACAGCAAGGGCUACAACAACAACUACUACUACAGUUCGCACAACUCUCAGUACGACCACAAGACCGUCUACUACUUCUACCUGGACUACAACGACCACCACUGCUAGGCCAAGUACAACUCCCAGAAAACCACCUUCACCAACGGCAACGAUCAGAUCCACUACAAAAGCAUACAAUUUGCGACCCAGACCGGUGAUUCCGAUGACCAAACGACCAAGUUUCAUCAGUUCGACGACCUCGAAAACCACGGUAACAACCACGACACGAACAUCAUCGACGGCAACGACAACGAAACAGGUUCCUACCACAGUGACGGUAACAGUGCAACCGUCAACGCUGGCCACCACCAAGAAUCUUGCCCCUGAACCAACCCAAUCGGACAUGGUUUUCGUGACAAACGAUGUUGAAACUUCUACAGACCGGCUGCUGCUUGCACCUCGGUUCGCCGAUGCACCGUUCCCGUCCGAGACCGUUCCGCAACCCAGUCCUAUGAAAUACUUCAUCUUAGCUACGGUUGGCGCUGUGGUAUUUUUCAGCAUCUUCUGCGUUACGUACAGCUACGCACGAAAGUCACGCUCCAGUGUGCUCGCGCGAUUGAAGGAAAAGUCGCAGAACAAGUGUUUCGAGGACAUUCGAUUUUUGGCGGGCGAAGAAGAUUUGGAUUUUAACAUUUCGCAGGGCAGCGAGGCAGUGGAUGAGAAGGCCGAUACCAACGGCAAGCAUCGUGAGGGCAACAAGAAGUCGAAAAAGUUCAACACCCAAGGCAAGGAAACCAGUGCACCCAGUGAGGAUCGCAAGCAGAGGUUGAGUGGCAAACAAGACGACGCUGAUGGUUGUCCUGUCGAAAAGGCAAAAGGAUCUGGUGCUGCGAAUUAUGUUAGUGAAAAUGACUCUUCGAGCGACGACAGCGAAAAUACCGGCGGCUCGAAACGAACGGUUAAGAAAGGCACCAAAAAAGAGUAUCAAAAAUAUGUCAAGCACUACGACGAGGAUAUGGUGUCAACCUUACUCUAGGUGAUAAGAGAAGCUACCAUUUGCCAAUGCGACCGCAAGAUCAGCGACUGGUGACUGGUGACUUCCGAAAGAACGGCUGAUAAGGAUGUGGUAUGUAGAAGUGCGUCAACAGGAAGUGCCAUAUGCAAAUGUGAGAUAAUGACUAAGAGAAACAGAAAACGGGCUCAUGUGUUAGGCGCAGUGAUGCAGGGGUUUUUUUAACGGUGGCUAUUUCCUUCAUGUGACGUCGAUCGUUAGCCCAAGUAGAAGGGCAAAAAUCUGAAUUGAAAUUUGUUCACACACGGUUCCGUAUUCUGUGUAUGGUUUAAAUACUCGUACCACAGCUUAAACCCCAAAGACGCACAAAUUAACA